This is a messenger RNA of Carassius auratus (goldfish), 1598 nucleotides long. Its product is annotated as cathepsin Z. The record is from RefSeq and is a predicted model, not a curated record. Gene Ontology annotation, molecular function: cysteine-type peptidase activity. Gene Ontology annotation, biological process: proteolysis. The transcript is spliced from 6 exons. The coding region runs from base 21 to 926 and encodes 301 amino acids. NCBI's taxonomy places the organism in Eukaryota, Metazoa, Chordata, Actinopteri, Cypriniformes, Cyprinidae.
CUCCGAUGUAAACAUUCAUCAUGGCGACGGCUGUGUUUUGUUUUUUAUUUCUGCUCGAUCUGUUUUUGCACAUAAGAGGAUAUACUGAAGUUCAGCAACUAUCAGAUUCAUGCUACAAACCAAUGAAGGACCACAGACCAUCAUUCAUUAAGACAUACCCCCGGCCUCAUGAAUAUGUAAACGUCUCUGAUCUCCCCGCCUCCUGGGACUGGCGCAACAUUAAUGGCAAAAACUAUGUGAGCGUCACACGCAACCAACACAUCCCUCAGUACUGCGGCUCCUGCUGGGCCAUGGGCUCCACCAGCGCACUCGCAGAUCGCAUCAAUAUCAAGAGGAAGGGGGCGUGGCCUUCUGCUUACCUGUCAGUGCAGAACGUGAUUGACUGUGGCGGGGCGGGCUCAUGCUACGGUGGAGAUCACAUGGGUGUAUACGCUUAUGCACAUGAGCGGGGCAUUCCUGACGAGACAUGCAAUAAUUAUCAGGCCCGAAAUCAAAAAUGUGACUCGUUUAAUCAGUGUGGCACAUGCUCGUUCUUCGGUUCCUGCUCUAUAAUUAAAAACUACACCGUGUGGAAAGUUGGAGACUAUGGAGACGUCUCAGGACGAGAUCGGAUGAAGGCUGAGAUCUACAAAAAUGGGCCAAUCAGCUGUACGAUAAUGGCCACUAAAGGCCUGGAGGCGUAUGAUGGAGGGGUUUUUGCUGAAUUUCACAUCCUCUCUAUGCCGAAUCACAUCAUCUCAGUGGCAGGCUGGGCCGUCACAGAGGACGGGACCGAAUACUGGAUCGUCAGAAACUCCUGGGGCGAGUUCUGGGGAGAGUCAGGCUGGGCCAGGAUCGUCACCAGUGCCUAUAAGGGAGGGAAAGGAAACUGGUACAAUCUUGGAAUCGAGCACAACUGUGCAUACGGAGACCCAGUCGUUACAUAGAUCAGGAAGAGCCUCACACUGACCUGAGAUCAGACCUUAACGACCACGGAGAAAUCCAAUCGAAUUGUUCUGGGUGUAAAUAAGUGUUGUCAUAUCCAAUAUGGGAGAUCUGUCACAUUACAGUCUUUGUAGUAGAGGGAGAAUGGAAAUGAGUGACAGGUGAUACUGAAGUAUUUUAUUAAAAAAUUGCCAAACACUUAAGAGUUUUAAGAAAGGAUAGUUAAUUUAAUUUAACUUUGAAAUAUUGCACAGAAUGAAUCAAGAAGUCCCCUUAGAAUUACACUUCACUAUUGGAUUUAGUUCUAAAGAGAACACUAAAGAAAUGAAACCUUUAUUCUAAAAACAAUUCUGUACUUUUAGCAGUGUAGCAAUUGAAUAGUUUUUUCUCUCUUUAUCUAUUUUAGCCAUCGAGUCAAUCUCUCUAACCUGCUAAAAAGGUCCGAUUUCUCACUUAAAGAAUAUUUUACAAAAAAAAUGAAAUUCAGUUAUGAUUUACUAACCCUCAUUUUCUUCCAAAUUAUGAGUUUAUUUCUGCUGUUAAACACAAAAGAAGAUGUUUUGAAGAGAGUUGGUAAACAAACAGUUGACGACAGCCAAUGCACAGAUCAUAAAGCAUGUAAAUACAUGAAUGUAUGUGUUUGUUAUUAAAUGCCAACAGUACUUUGGGUCUAA